Molecule: messenger RNA, 1672 nt
Organism: Pygocentrus nattereri (red-bellied piranha)
Lineage: Eukaryota; Metazoa; Chordata; Actinopteri; Characiformes; Serrasalmidae
Exons: 3
Coding region: 198-1331 (377 amino acids)
Source: RefSeq, a predicted model, not a curated record
UAGGUCUAAUCUCUUUCUCUGAUUAGGGCUGUUUUCUCAAGGAAUAUUAAACUUUUCUACCAAGAGAAUCAUCAUGGCUGUUAUUGCAGAUAUGGCAGAGACACAAAUACAGUUGGCGGAACCUGCUGUUCCACCUAUAACUACAUCCAUUAUAUAACUUUGGAGCGCUGGGCCUUGGACUGGUGGCUGGAGGCUGCAUGGGAGCCAUGUCUGCAGAGAUGGCCUGCUUUUUAAAAGAUGCUACACAAAGUCAGACAGAACUCAUGAUGAAGAUUUCCGAACUUUACCCAUUUAUUACUUCUUCGUAUGUCACCUACAUGUCUCUGCUAGGUGCCACAUUGUCAUCAGUGGCUGGAGUAGCAGGCGGAUGCCAAGCUUAUAAUGUGGUCAAGAGACAGCGAUGGGAAGAUAUAUCAGGAAAGGCUUUAGCUCUGGCUGCGUCUGUGGCUGUACUUGGAGUCGGAGUGACUGGAGCUGCACUAGGAGCUAUUUUGGAAAUAUUUUUUUCCAACUUUAUGUUGAAUGUCUUUUCAGUGAAUUCUGGUGUAACAUUCAUGUUAUGGCACACACUGGCCAGCACAAUAAUAUCCUUAUUUCUCUGUGCUUUUUCUGGAUUUUUCUAUGGCUGUAUCAGUGUUUUUGUGUCAUUUAUGAUAUGUUUGUUGAUAUAUUCAGAGCGUCUAAUGGCCAUAUUGUUUUUUGGCACAGAAUUCAUUUUUUUCUUAGACUUGGGGUCUAUGUUGCCCCUCAUUCUUCCAUCUCUGCUGCUUUGCCUGUUUCAAAAAUUCCAUCUCAGCAAGAAAGCUGUGGGAAUACCAAGCAUUAUGGUCACUACAGUUCUCAUAGCCAGGAGCUACUUUCAUGAUAAAGACCAACCAGUGCCUUCAUUAGAUCCAGCUGAAUUCACUAUACCUGCUUUGCUAGUUCUGGAGCGCUUCUUUGUUCUAGUCCUCGGUGUUCAGAUGUUUCAGGCUUCUUGUGGGGCUGUGCUGUUCUCCUAUUUUGUCACUGAGGGGGAAGGUGAUGUCUGCACAGGUGCAGUGGCUGCCACAGUUGGAGUGCUCACAUUCUUAAUGAAAACAUCUAACAUGCUGGGCACUGGGGCAUCGCUGGGUGGCCUGCUGGCUGCAUCUGGGGGAGCUGGCGUGGCCCUUAAUGCAGCAGGAGAUCUGGGCCAGAGAUAUGGAGGACUUGCAGGAAGAUCAGGAGCAGUAAUAGGAGGUGCAGUUGGAGCUUUUCUGGCUUUAGGGACUCAGAAUCUGAAAUUUGGGAUUAUGGUGUCUCUCUGUGCAGCUGCUAUUCCAGGAUCACCUUAUAUACUGUUUGUUUAAACGGGAUCAUGCAAAGAUGACAAGUUAUGUGUGGUAUUCAUUUUGCAAAUGUUAAAAAAGUGCUUGGUAGUUUACAUAUCACAAUACUACAUCACUAUAUAGCAGAACACAAGCCUGAUUUUGUGAAUAACCCAGUGAUCUGGGUUGUAAGAAUCAGCAACAUCAAUUGCUGUUUCAAAUCUCAGAGGGGUUAAAGAACUCUAAGAUAAAUAUGAUGGCACUGGGGUAGAGCUUAAUUGAGAGACAGGGGCAAUUAUGUCCAUGGGAACUAUGAUAAUACUAAAUUGUCACUAGGCUCUACUGAUUAACCCUCUGGGGACUGAUGCAUUUUUCUCGAUUUU